Opisthorchis viverrini is the source of this 255-nucleotide messenger RNA. RefSeq lists its product as hypothetical. Lineage: Eukaryota; Metazoa; Platyhelminthes; Trematoda; Opisthorchiida; Opisthorchiidae. Bases 1 to 255 code for a protein of 84 amino acids. The transcript has a single exon. The record is from RefSeq and is a predicted model, not a curated record.
AUGUCACACCUUUGUCGUGACUCAUCAGACGAGCGUGAACAGGUCGGUCAUGCGACUGGUACUAGCUUCUCGAUCUCAGAAUCACCACUCUACGCGGCUGGCGAAUUUAUGCUGAAAAGUGCCAAAGCGAGUGUCGCCUUAUUCCACGGCUUGAUACUCAUCAAGUACUCUGACAGGAUCAGUGCAAAGCUAGAAUAUCAAGAAGCCAAAUUACUUGGAGAAGCAGCACUUCUGAACGAAAAUGAAACUUCCUAA